Messenger RNA from Eublepharis macularius, 3361 nucleotides. RefSeq names its product regulator of MON1-CCZ1 (gene RMC1). Gene Ontology annotation, cellular component: late endosome membrane; lysosomal membrane; Mon1-Ccz1 complex. The record is from RefSeq and is a predicted model, not a curated record. The coding region runs from base 1835 to 3337 and encodes 500 amino acids. Gene Ontology annotation, molecular function: protein binding. Lineage: Eukaryota; Metazoa; Chordata; Lepidosauria; Squamata; Eublepharidae. The transcript is spliced from 17 exons. Gene Ontology annotation, biological process: regulation of autophagy.
GUGAAGUGCAUCAAAUUUUCUUUGGGGAACAAGAUACUGGCUGUCCAAAGAACACAAAAAAAUGUGGUAAGAAUUGUCUUUCUCAAAAAUACAAAGAUGUAAAGUAUAAUAUAUGCAUAAGGACAAUGAACUUAAAACCCAUUCUGAUUUAGUAUUUUAAUAUAGUUAGAUAAUAUUAGUCUCUGCCUACAUUCAGUCAUCAGAUUAAGCCAACAUUGUGCAUGUGUCCAGCUUUUUUCCUUGUUCUGAUAGGUGCUUCAGUCCUGCCUCCUUCCCCUUUCUUCCAAUGAAGGAAUCCUGGUUUAAAUCAUAGUGAGGUGCACUAUGUGAGGUGCAAAUGCUGGUGCCCAGGUUAGCCGUUAGCUUCCCCCACCUCUGCCAACUUCUACGCCUGGAUUAAACCCAAUGCUUUAGAAUCUCAUCUUGUGGGGGUAAACCCAGGUGGCUGCAUUUGUCCAUCAUGGCUAACUGCAGUUCGUUUUCAACAAAGAUUUGUUCAUUGUACUCUGCAUAAGAAGGUAAGGGGAAGGAGCUAUAUAUAAGCAUGCGAGAGAUAAGCACAGCUGCAAUCAGGUUCAGGUACAGUGCCUGUUUAACAUUUGUUAACAUGAUGUUUACGUGCAGCUUCUAUGUUAGAAAUAGAUGGGAAAUGUAGGUGAGAAAAACUUGUUCAAGUUGUAUCAUCUUCAUUUGCUUUUAUUAAAAAAAACCUUGAAGUGAGAAUUCAGCAUAAAAUGGUUGAAGAGGUCAUUCAUUCUGAUUCUAUUCAUUUAGCACUCAAUUGAGACCAAGGUUUUCUCUCUUACUACACAUGUUAAAUUAGCAUGGCAAAGUGUGUGUUGUCAGCUGCUGCCAUUGUGAAUGAUUAUUGUUCUCUUCCUGUUUGCAUUUGAGUUCUGCAUAGAUGUGCUGAAUUGCAGUGUAUCUUGCAUUUCAUGGCCUUUUGCCAUAAUGUUUUUCCCUUUAAUGUGCAUAUAUAAUUUAUAUAAGAUGCUAAUUUAGGAUGCAUCUGAUGAAGUAAGCUGUACUUGAUGAAAGUAAUCUCUUGUCUAUGUUCAAGCCUGCCAGCUUUGCCCACAGGUGGGAUCUAUCGAUAGAGUCAAGUGCUGCAGUCAAAUCGACAAAUGCUACAUGUAAAGCCUUCAAGUGACCAUGAAUACCUGAAUAUGGCAAAUGAUAGUCUUAUGAAGCAAACAUGGCUGUCUCUCUGAAAUGUUAGCUAUUUUUUAAAAUCAUCAUGGAAUUUACUGUAUGUCAUUCAUAGGUGUAAUUUGUAACAACUUGUCUCAUGGUUGUUGGGGUUUUUCCGGGCUGUAUUGCCGUGGUCUUGGCAUUGUAGUUCCUGACUUGUCUCAUGUUUUCUUAUUAACAGAUAUUAUCCCUUCCACUCCCACUUACUCAGUAUUACAUCUUAGUGUCAGUAAAGACGAGGGCACCCUCAGAUGGAAAGCUGGGUGUUAAAGGAGAAAAGAGCCUAACAGGAGGCUUAUUUGACAUACUUUAAUCUUUCUUUUUGUGACUCUCUCAGGUUAAAAUAGCCAAGAGAUAGGCAUGCCAUUGAAAUCAGUUGGUUUAGGCAUCUUGAUCUCUGAACAUUCGCUAAUAGCUGUUCUUAACGUCAUUCCAGGAUUUUCUGAACUUCAUUCCAGACAGUCCUCAACUAGAAUAUACUCAAGAAUGCAAGACCAAGAAUGCCAACAUUCUAGGAUUCUGCUGGACAAGUUCUGUAGAAAUAGUCUUCAUAACAGAUCAAGGAAUUGAAUUUUAUCAGGUAUUACCAGAGAAACGAACUUUAAAACUUGUGAAGAGUCAGAAUAUUAAUGUGAACUGGUACAUGUACUGCCCCGAGAGCUCCGUCAUCCUGCUAUCAACUACAGUUCUUGGAAAUGUUUUGCAGCCAUUCUAUUUCAAGGGUGGAGCUAUGUCAAAGCUAUCCAAGUUUGAAAUUGAAUUGCCGGCCGCCCCAAAGGCAUCCAAACUCAGCCUUUCAGAGAGAGAUAUUGCCAUGGCUACAAUAUACGGGCAGCUUUAUGUACUCUACUUGAGACACCAUUCAAGAACAUCCAAUAGUACAGGCGCUGAGGUGGUCCUGUAUCACUUACCAAGGGAAGGCCCAUGUAAGAAGUUGCAUAUACUGAAGCUGUACAGGACGGGCAAGUUUGCACUAAACGUUGUGGAUAAUUUGGUGGUAGUUCAUCAUCAAGAUACUGAGACCUCUCUCAUAUUUGAUAUCAAGCUAAAAGGAGAAUUUGAUGGUACAGUUACUCUCCAUCAGCUUGUACUUCCAGCUCGAUCCAUACAGCCAUAUCAGAUUCCUAUGGCAGGCCCCACUGCUGUAACCAGCCAGUUUCCAGUUCCCUGUAAACUCUAUUCCUCAUCUUGGAUUGUCUUUCAACCUGACAUUAUAAUCAGUGCAAGUGAAGGCUAUCUUUGGAAUCUCCAGGUGAAACUUGAACCUAUAGUAAAUCUGUUACCAGACAAAGGGAAGCUAAUGGAUUUUCUUCUUCAGAGAAAAGACUGCAAAAUGGUUAUUCUUUCAGUGUGUUCUCAGAUGCUGAGUGAACCAGACAGAGGAUCACUGGGUGUGAUUGCCACUGUGUUUGAUAAACUCAAUAAUGAGUAUAAGAAAUACCUGGAAGCAGAGCAGAGUUAUAAUAUGGCAUUAGAAAUUGGACAAAGCAGAAACAAUCCACCUCCCAAACGACCAAUUCGUACUCAGGCCGUUAUUGAUCAGUCAGACAUAUAUACACAUGUCUUGUCUGUCUUUACUGAAAAAAAGGAAGGACCUCACAAGUUUACUAUAGCUGUCUUAAUGGAAUAUAUUCGCUCGUUGAACCAAUUCCAAAUAGCUGUUCAGCAUUAUCUGUAUGAGCUGGUUAUCAAAACCCUUGUCCAGCACAACCUAUUCUAUAUGCUUCACCAGUUCUUGCAGUACCAUGUGCUCAGUGAUUCAAAGCCUCUGGCCUGUUUGCUGUUGUCUCUGGAGAGCAUUUACCCUCCAGCACAUCAGCUCUCCCUGGAUAUGUUAAAGAGACUCUCUACAGCAAAUGAUGAAAUAGUGGAAGUUUUGUUGUCCAAACAUCAGGUGUUGGCUGCGUUGAGAUUUAUCAGGGGCAUUGGAGGACAUGAUAGCAUUUCUGCCCGCAAAUUUCUUGAUGCAGCAAAGCAGACUGAAGAUGAGAUGCUUUUCUAUACCAUAUUUAGGUUCUUUGAGCAGAGAAAUCAACGCUUACGUGGAAACCCUAGCUUCAAUCCAGGAGAACACUGUGAAGAGCAUGUCAUGUAUUUUAAGCAAGUUUUUGGAGACCAAGCUCUAAUGAAGCCUACUAUGUCCUGAAGUACUCAAGCAUUUUCAAUACAA